GGCAAAUACCGCUCGGAAGGAGAUUCCGUUCCCUAAAAAUGUGGUUUGUUUUCAGAAGUUAUGGCAUCAAAGGAUUGCAAAACUAUAUCCGAAAACAUGUGGUUUUGGCCAAACAUUUCGAGUCAUUACUCGCCAAAGACGAUCGUUUCGAGUUGACAGCACCGGUAGAGCUGAGUCUCAUUUGUUUUAGACUA
Oppiella nova is the source of this 194-nucleotide messenger RNA. Lineage: Eukaryota; Metazoa; Arthropoda; Arachnida; Sarcoptiformes; Oppiidae. The record is from the annotation of a GenBank genome assembly.